Messenger RNA from Drosophila sulfurigaster albostrigata, 6162 nucleotides. RefSeq names its product serine-rich adhesin for platelets (gene dpr9). The transcript has 8 exons. The coding region runs from base 902 to 2875 and encodes 657 amino acids. Gene Ontology annotation, biological process: synapse organization. Lineage: Eukaryota; Metazoa; Arthropoda; Insecta; Diptera; Drosophilidae. Gene Ontology annotation, cellular component: neuron projection membrane. The record is from RefSeq and is a predicted model, not a curated record.
GUGCAGUCGUUUCGUUCGGUCGUUCUAACGCUAGAAUCGCUCGCUUAGCUUUGGCCUACUGUAAGGACAAUUCACCAAUUCCCACACACACACGCACACACAAACGUACUCACACACACAUCCACACGCGCGCUGUAUUGGUGUAUGUGUGUGUGUGUGUGCUUUAGGUGCGGCAACGAGUCGAAAGUAAAAGUUGUUCAAUCUGUAAAAGUUCACCAAUUGGAAUACGUAAUAUUGUGUGAAACUGUGAGAACAAAAAAAAACACCAAAGGAGUAAAACACCAAUUACAACAUUAACAACAAACGACAACAAGAGCAACAACGUUUGAUAUCAGACCACAAUUAUAAAAGCUGCUGUCGACGCAAAAGGACACACACCAAAAAAAAAAUAAAGAACAAUCGCAAUCACAGUUUUGCCGGCCGGGCAAGAGCGGCAACGGCCGCUAAUGAAGAUGAAGUGAUAUCCAGAGAUAUCGUGUUAAAGUGGAAUUAAAUAGAAUAUAAAUCGCUGGAAAAAUGACGGCGAUUUCUCAGCACCAGCCGAGCAGAACAAAUGCAAAGUAGUUUGUUCUGACUAGGAUAAGAGAGAGAGAGAAGGAGAGAGAGUGAAGGACGUGAACUAGGACUACGUUUAGUCGAAGGCCAGCAAACGCAAGCCGAGCAAUUUGUAAGCGGACUUUCGCCAAUUUCACGCAUCAAGCGGCGGCAUGGCAGGCGCUAAUAAGGCGACCAGCCACGCCCCACAGUUGUGCACCCGAGCUGCUGUCAAAAAAAUAACCAUUCUCGACUAGGUUCAAGUGCGCAUAGCCCCCACACAUAGAAGCACUCUCUGAGCCAGUAAGUGAGUGACUUGUGCCCCUGGAACUUGUAACCCCACGCAAAAACGGACGAGUGAAAUAUUAUGGCAACUUUUCAAAUGGAAACGCGCCAGCAUCAGCAGCAGGAGCAGCAACGAACGAAUUUAAAACAACGAGCAGCAGCAGCAACAACAACAACAAAGCGCCAACGACAACAACGGCACACGAAUCCAGUUCACAAUUUGAAUUUGAAUCUGAAACAGAGCUCGCAUUUCGCAACGCAGCUGCUGGCCGAAGCGGAGGCGAAGGCGAAGGCGACAACAUUCACGAAUUGCACACGUCUCCAGCCGACCUGCUCCACAGCACCCUCCACUUCGAGUAGGAGGAACAGCAGCAGGAGAGGCAGCAACAACACCACCAGCAACAGCAACACCAGUAGGAGCAGCAACAACACCAGCAGCAGCAACAGCAUCGGCAUCAGCAUCGGCAGCAAUCGCAACACGAUUGUUGACUGCAGCAGCUGCCAGCGGGCAUUGAUAAUGCUCAGCAUGCUAGUGGUUGUCAUCGUUGUGAUAUCCGGCAAUGGAGUGCUCGCCGCACAGCGUGAUUCGUAUAAAUCGAAGGAUAUGAGCAGCAGCAACAAUGCCAUACCAAAUGAAGGCGAUGCUGCUGCCGCUGCCGCCGCUGCUGCUGCUGGUGCUGCUGCUGCCAAUGGUGUGACCGGAAGCGGAAGCAUGACCAGCACAACCAACAGCAACGGAAGUAACAAAAAUAGCCAUACAGCAAACACUGGCUCAGUGACAACCGACUCGAGUUCGAGUUCGAGCUCAAGUUCGAGCUCGAGUUCGAAUUACAAAUCGAAUGCCAAUGCGAAUGCCGUGACAACGACAACAACAACCAUUAGCGGCAUUCCCAGCAGCAGUCUGCACAAGGGCAACACAAUAGCAUCGCCAGCAUCUGGUUCCGGCAUCAAUCGCAAUAGCAUCGAUCUGAUCGACGAUUCCCGGAACGGUGGCCCAUAUUUUGACAAGGGCGCCUCGAAGAAUGUCACCGCACUGCUUGGCAAGACGGCGUAUUUGAAUUGUCGCGUCAAGAAUCUGGGCAAUAAAACGAUGUUGUUGCAGGUUUCAUGGGUGCGACAUCGGGACAUACAUUUGCUCACAGUCGGACGCUAUACGUACACAUCGGAUCAGCGCUUUCGGGCCAUACAUCAGCCGCAAACCGAAGACUGGAUGCUACAGAUCAAGUAUCCGCAACAUCGCGACUCGGGUAUCUACGAGUGCCAAGUGUCAACAACUCCGCACAUGAGUCAUUACAUACAGCUGACUGUUGUGGAGCCAUCGACGGAAAUAAUCGGCGCACCAGAUUUGUAUAUAGAAAGCGGAUCGACUAUAAAUCUCACCUGUGUCAUACUCAAUUCACCUGAGCCGCCGGCCUAUAUCUUUUGGAAUCACAACAAUGCUAUAAUCAACUAUGAUUCGCCCAGGGGCGGUGUCUCGGUUGUUACCAACAAAGGUGAGACGACGACAUCGUUCCUGCUGAUUAAAUCAGCGCGUCCAUCGGACUCUGGGCAUUAUCAAUGUAAUCCAUCAAAUGCAAAGCCCAAAAGCGUUACGGUACAUGUGCUGAAUGGGGAGUUCCCAGCAGCAAUGCAGCACGCGGCACAAGCACAUCCUCAAAUGUCUCCAAGUCGCUAUCUGUUAGUGUACCUGUUUGUGUGCUUCUGCAGUUUGGCAUUUGCCAGGCGCUCCAUGCGGCCCUCAGUUGUGCAGCUGCGGCAGCGUCGUCGACCGGCCGAAGGAGGCGACGGGGGGAGCGGAGGCGGAGGCGGGAGGAGUAGAAGUUGGAUCAGCAUCAGCAUCAGCGACAGAGUCAAAGCGACUUUGUCGGUAUCCGGUAUGCGACACAUCCUCGAGUGUAUUUUAAGCCUGCUCUCCUCACUGCUCAGCGCCACAUGGCAUUGGCGUUGGCGAGGGCGUGGCCCAAAACUACACCAACAACAACAAUCAGCAGCGACAGCAGCUGCAAUAGCAACAGCAACGACGUUUAGGCAAGUAUAUGAGGCGGACAUAAGGUGAGCAUGCCCCCAGCAGAGAAAGAAAAACAAAAACAAACAUGCGAAGUAAAAAGCAAAUAAAAAACGAAGAAAUAAACUCUUAGACUCUAGACUAAUUUAAAGUAAAUGCAUACACAAAAACCACUCGUACUUACAUACUGAUAAUAUCUUAGCUUAACUCUUUCACACUCACACUCACACACACACAUAUACACACACCAAAGACGACUACAUACAUAAGCUGUAACUAUAUAAUAGUAACUAAUAUGUAUAAUCUAUUGGCUAUUGUGUUUUUCUAUGAAUCCGCGACGUAUACGUAAUAAUUAGCCCAAAAACAAAUAAAGAAGAGAAACAAGGUAAAUAGAAAGCCAAGUUGUCGCCUUUUUUUAAGUACAACUUUGUAUCAUAUUACAACAAACAAAAAAGAAAACUCGAUUUUGUUCUCUUCACUUUUGAGUUUCUUCUUCGCAAAAGUCUUGUAAAUAAAUAAAACGAUAAAAAUGCAUUGCAUACCUACAGGCGCUUGUUCAGUGAAUAUUUCGAUUUAGUUUCCAAGCUUAGUACUAUGUCCAAACAAAGUGAAAACAACUUCCGAUAGACAUUUUCGAGUAGAGACUUUUCCCCCACUCUCCCCCCAUCAGAAACGAACACUGCUCAACUAAAAAACUACGAAAAAAUAAAAAAUUGAAAUUGAAAUGCUUUUUUAGAUGCCACACUGUGACUGUUCCCAAGGCAGAAACUUGUUUUGUACAUUCAAAUAGGCGUAAAUCUAAAUGGAAACUAAAAACAUAUUAAGCAAACAAAACCAAGAAUAAAAACAAAAGAUGCAAAUUUCUAAAUGUUCAACUUCAACUGCGCAGCAAAUUUCAAGUACUGACUAAAGCAUAUAAAAACCACUUAUAUAUAUAAAACUAAAUACUUACAAUAUAAAAUAAUUAUACAAAAAAAUUGAAAUGAAAUACGAAAACACUGUAAAAAUGAUUACACAACACAAGCAGCUAAAGUAAAACUUAAUUCUAGGAGUACCUAGUGGAAAAGUUCGUCUAGCAAGCGUUGAAGCCCGUAUAGUAAAAAAAAAGUGAAAGAAAACAAGAAAACAAAAUGAAAACGAAGAAAAACGAGGUUCAAAAACUUUUCCUGAACAUCAUAGACAUUAAAUCAUUACAAGAAUUAAAGCAAAAUACGGAAGAGAAAGAAGAGAAAUUAUAUAAAUAAUCCUAUCAUAAGUUAUGUUAAUUUUUAAAGUGUUUCUUUAUUGUGUGUACAAAAAUUGCAUAAAUAAAUUAAGCUUAAUUAAAAAGUGCGUUUGGAGUUGCAGAACGGCGCUGAACUGACGGUUAGAUUAAAUAUGAAUGAGAUCAUGUUGCACAUUUCAAAAUUUAUUUGUUGUUAAUGGAUGAAAAAAGAAAAUAUGAUAAAAUAUUAUACCAAUAAGGCAAAAGAAAUUAGUAAAAAGUAUUAAAAAACACAAAAAUGAGAAACGAAUAAACGAAAAACAAAUAGUUGAAAUCAAUAUGCAGCAAACUCAACGCAAGUUUCAAUUAAGUUUCCAAAACUCACACACACACAAUUGUGGUUUUGCAGUUGAUAAUCUGCUCAAAUAUUUCUCAAUCGAGUAUUUCCAAUUCAAAUUCAAAUUCAAACUCAAAUUCGAAUUUCGAUUUUAAUUGAAUAAUUUUGUGCAUUGAAAAUAUAUCUAAAUAUCAAAUGUGUAAGUACAUAUUUCUAUAGCAUUUGAUUUCAAUUAGAGCUCGUAAUGGUUUCUCUGUUUUAUGAACUGCACAAAAUAUAAAUAUUUCAGUUUGCUGUCAAUUCGAUGUCAAAUCAAUAUUGACCCUGGAUGACAUGCUCCUUGAGUACUGUAUAAAAAAUGAUGAUGUGUUUAUUAUCGAUUGGCAUUUAAUGUCAUGGGCAUUAAAUAUGGGCUACCCACUUACACAAAUAUACAAGUAUAUUUAUAAGUCGUUUUGCUUGCAUUUUAUUGCCAGCUACAACUGAUUUGAGGACUUUAUUUCGCUAUGAAUUCCAGAUCAUUUGAGCUCUUCAAAAACAGAAAAAAUAAAACGAUGAACCUAUUUACAAAUCUUGACAAUACUUUCAGCAGAAUUCUAAAUAUACAAAAGCAAAAGUGUUUUGUUAUUCGAAUGUUAUUUACGACCUUUUUAUGGAUAAGACAGACUUCAUUUUCAAACAAUCACAUCACCUUUGUCAUAGUAUAUAGUUAAAAGAAAAAUAUCCACACGUAAAAAACAAAAGAGGAAAAACCAAUUAAAUUCAAUGUUUAUAUAACGAUGUACGCAAUAAAACAAGAAUAAUGAAAAUAAUAAGCAUUGAAAAAGUUUAUACAACUAUCGAUAAAAAAAAAUAAAUACAAAAUCAUGAGAAAACAAAAAAAGCGAACGAAAAAAAAGAAAUAACAUAAAAAAGUUUCAUUAAGCAUGCUUAACGGCAACAAACUAUUCAAACCUAAUUGCGACUCUCAACAGUUUUCAUUAGCUUUUCAAACAACUACAACAACAACAAGAGAAACAACAACAACAACAACAAAGUACAACAAAGCCAACAGAUACAGAUACAAUUACUCAGCUAUUUCGUGUACAGAUACUUUUCGAUAUCAGAUUCUAUAGAAAUUGUUUAUAAAACAACUUGUUCUUGUUUCUCAUGUUAUUUCAACAAUUAAUAGUACAAAAAAGGUGAAUUUUUUGUUUCGUUGUGUUUGUCGAUGGAUUUUUGUGCUUUUCACAUUAUGUACGCAAAGUAUAUAAAAUAAUGCAAAUAUUAAAAUGCAAAUUUAUAUUGGCUUCAUGAAAUUUCAUUUGUGACAAUAUUUUUCGCUUUUGAAAUGAGUUUGAAUUAAUGAAAUUAAUUUCAUUCAUUUGACUUUUUUUAUUUACCCGAAUUUAAAUUUCAACGCUGACUUUAAAAAGAGUUUGUUGUUUCUUUUCGAAUUGAUUUUUCAAGAUUUCCAUAAAACUAUAAAACUCUCUUUCACAGACUUUUACACUACACUAAGCUACAGCAUUAAGAACAGCGAACUAGCAAACUAAACAAAAGAAUUCAUAACGUUUUUAAGAAUCUAAGAUACAACAAAUGAAAUUAAUAAUAAAGUGAAACCGAAAGGAAACUGCAUAAAACUGACGUAAAUAUUGUAUAUGUAAAUGUGUAUUUAUAAUAAUAUUAUUACAUAAAACAAAUGCUAUAUAUAUAUGUAUACAUAAAGUAUAGUCUAUUUAUUAUAAAACAAAAACAAAAAACGAAAAAAAAAACCAAAAUUGAAUUAAUGAUGUUAUUAAAGCUAAAAAAACAGAA